AUGAUGAUGACCUUGGCCCACGUGCCGCAGCUUAAAGUAGUAUUAGGACGAGGACGAGGAGGAGGGGACCUAAGAAUUCGGCGCACACUAGAACUGGCAUCCUGCCCCGCCGGUGUCUGGCGCACGACCGGGCCAAGCCUCCCGUCCGCGCAUCAACGGCCAGCCAAUCAUGCAGAUGCAGGUAUGGAUUGGGGUAGCAAUUUAGGCCCAGCUAGGCAGAGAGUAUCCCACCCCACCACCACCGUAAUAAUCGUCCGUCCCAUAAUCAUCAUCAGCACCAUCAUCAUCACCUCCCGUAGACUGUGCUAUGCACGCGCGUACACAUCUGUAUGCAACAACAAGAACAACAACACCGGAGAUCCGGAGGUUGCCAUGCAUGCCGAUUUACAAUGCCUACUCUACAACGCCCCGAGUCCGGUCGGCGGGCGGCUGGGGAAAGGGAGGGAAGCGAGAAAGCGGGGCUGGAAGGGUAGGGAAGGGAAGGGUCUGUAG
Molecule: messenger RNA, 492 nt
Organism: Morchella sextelata
Lineage: Eukaryota; Fungi; Ascomycota; Pezizomycetes; Pezizales; Morchellaceae
Exons: 7
Coding region: 1-492 (163 amino acids)
Source: RefSeq, a predicted model, not a curated record